CUCCCCAGACCCACAUAAAAGAGAAAAUCACCCCCAUUGUCUCAGAUCCCUCUGUUGUUUGAGCGAGACAGAGAGAGAGAGUACUGUACCCGACCCGACUGUGGUCCACCCUAUUCCAGUGAGGAGCAAGACAAACCCAGGCCAAUGAAUCCCAAGUUAAUUGACAAGCCGAAGUCGAAGAUUACGGCUUCGCGUAAGCUCUCCCUGAAGAUCAUGCUGCUCACCAGGGCGAUGGAGCAGCUGGAACAGGAGACGCAGGACAGGGAUGAGGAGAAACUGAGCUACCUGGGAGAGCGACUGCCCCCCUUGCAGUUCUCUGGACUGUCAUUGGCUGAGCUACAGGACCUAUGUAAGCAGCUCCAUGGAAAGAUAGAUGUGGUAGAUGAGGAGAGAUACGACUGUGAGGCCAAAGUGACCAAGCACAACAAAGAUAUCCAUGAGUUGAAGCUGAAGGUGCAGGACUUAGGAGGGAAGUUUAAGAAGCCCGCCCUGAGGAAGGUGCGUGUCUCUGCAGACGAGAUGAUGAGAGCUUUGCUGGGAACCAAACACAAAGGCUCUAUGGACCUCAGGUCCAACCUCAAGUCUGUCAAGAAGGAAGACACCAACAAGGACAAAGACAAGGUGCUCACGUCUGAGGUGACUGACUGGCGUAAGAAUGUGGAGGCCAUGUCUGGCAUGGAGGGCCGCAAGAAGAUGUUCGACGCAUCUGGCGGCCAGUAAGCCAUGCUACAGCCUUGGGACGGGAACGACGCACGGACAUGGUCCAGAGAGGAGGAAGAGGAGGAGGAGCUGUGUAGUCCCUGAAAGUGCCCCGCCACACACCCUACAGUACAAAGGCAGCACAAAGGCAGCAUGGGGUUAAAUUGUGAGGAGUCCAGUGCUGAGCAGUCCAUUAGAUGGAUAUGUAGUUUUGUAAAACAGGUUGUAGUUCUCUGCUGGAGUGGAAGGGUUUCUAUAAGAGUUUUACAGAGCCUGCGAUUUCUUUCAGGUACUACUUACAAAGGCAGCAUGGGGUUAAAUUGUGAGGAGUCCAGUGCUGAGCAGUCCAUUAGAUGGAUUUGUAGUUUUGUAAAACAGGUUGUAGUUCUCUGCUGGAGUGGAAGGGUUUCUAUAAGAGUUUUACAGAGCCUGCGAUUUCUUUCAGGUACUACUUACCAAAUAUUUUACAACCCAGUAUAAACUCGUUUUGGAACCCAACCCAAUAUAUGAGAUGUAUGAGAUAAGAUACUAACAAGACUAGCGAAGUCCCCACCCCUUAAACGGAAACUCUCAGCUAAAGCACCAUCUUCACCCAAUCCUGAUACGUCCAAAUAACCAGUGACGGAAAAGCACCAAAACUACUGCUCCUCGUAGUCGUCACAUCCUACCAACUUUUGACAGACGAUAACAUUUAUGUUCCAUGAUCUGUCCACGAGAGAUUAGGAAUUGCUGCGUUUAUAAAGCACGUGAAGAUGUGAACUACCUAAACACGAUGAAGUUCCAUAAAAGUUAAGUGAAUGAUUGGAGUAAUGUAGAAUAGUGAAGUCAUCAUAGUCCUCCACUGAGUCAAACCUUUAGGCUGAUAGUCUUACAGAAAUAGGAAGGCUUGAGGCUGAUGAACGUUACAGUUGUCAAUAUCAUGAUGAUUUCCAAACUAAUUAAGCAACAUGUUGCUCUCUCGGACUCGGACUCCCUCAGUGCUGAUGUCAAUGGUAAAGCAGCAUGAUUUAACCCCUCGCUGACAUCCUCUCACAUGAUCUCUCCACCCUGUCGUUGACGACUUAGCCAAUCACGCUUCUUCAAAAGCUGUGUGUGGUGCAUAUCUCACUAUUGCUAUUUAUUAUGGAAGAUUAGAUGUACGUGUCUUUUAUUUAUGCCAUUAUAAAACAUGAAUCACCAAAGGAUGUC
This is a messenger RNA of Oncorhynchus kisutch (coho salmon), 1887 nucleotides long. RefSeq names its product troponin I, slow skeletal muscle. The transcript is spliced from 8 exons. The coding region runs from base 145 to 720 and encodes 191 amino acids. The record is from RefSeq and is a predicted model, not a curated record. Gene Ontology annotation, cellular component: troponin complex. Gene Ontology annotation, biological process: cardiac muscle contraction; skeletal muscle contraction. NCBI's taxonomy places the organism in Eukaryota, Metazoa, Chordata, Actinopteri, Salmoniformes, Salmonidae.